GCAGCGGCGGCAGAGAGCGAUGGGAGCAGACAGUUGGGGGAGGGGUCUGUGUGUGUGUGUAUACACUGUAGGACUCAGCAGCAGCGGCAGCAACUCUACAGCCGUAGUAAAGUCUCUAACGGUCGGCCCCCUUUUUUUGACCGAAAGCCUCGUACAAAAAGUUGAUAAAUGACGGGGGACUUAUCGAAAACCGGGUGAAGCAGCACUUGCUCGCCCCGAAGUCCUCCUUUAUAUUAUCGCGGAGGACUAGGGGACACUUUUAAUUCGUCCGUUUGUUUUCAAAUGAAGCAACCGAGAAAUGCCAGUGGAAAUGCUACAUCCGAAUCCAAUGCCUCCCUAGGUUUGUCACCGAUCCAAACCCAUACGCUUGUGUGGAUCUGAGGGAGCUUUGCCAGCGUUGGAGCCCAGCGAUGUGGAGCAGCAUGCUUUACAAUGAGACGGACGCCAUCGUGGACCUCCAGCUCUCCCAGGAUUUGGGCCUCAUCCUGUCGAUCCUUUCCCUCGUCUACCUCCUGGUCUGCUUCCCUUUGGGGCUGUGCUAUAACAUCCUGCUGGUCGCGGUGAACCUCUCCAACAAGGUCUCCAUGACCAUGCCGGACGUCUACUUCGUCAACAUGGCCAUCGCGGGACUCGUGCUCAACCUGGUGGCGCCCGUGGAGCUCCUCAGCUCCACGUUCACUCGCUGGCACGCGUGGGAGUACAACGACGAGGUCCACAUUACUCUGCUCAUCCUUUUCAACAUCUCGUCCCUGGUCAUCAUGUACUCCACCACGCUGCUCAGCCUGGACUACUACAUAGAGCGGGCGCUGCCGCGGACGUACAUGUCCAGCGUUUACAACACCAAGCACGUGUGCGGCUUCAUUUGGGGCGGCGCCGUGUUGACCAGCUUCUCCUCGCUGCUCUUCUACGUGUGCAACCACAUCUCCACCAAGAUGGUCGAGUGCUCCAAGAUGCAGAACAAGGAGGCGGCUGACGCCAUCAUGAUGUUCAUCGGUUACGCCGUUCCGGCCGUGGCCGUGCUUUACGCUUUCGUGCUCAUUUUGCGCAUCAGGAAGGAGUCCACUCCUCUGGAUCAGGACUCGGCUCGCUUGGAUCCAUCUAUACACCGGCUGCUGCUGGCGUCGGUGUGUGUGCAGUUUGUCCUAUGGACCCCGUACUACAUGACCCUCCUGGUGCACACGAUCGCCGGUGCGCCAGGGUACAUCAGCAACGGGCAUUACCUGCCUUCCUAUCACUUCAUGAGGUGCGUGUCAAAGCUGCUGGCGUUCUCCAGCAGCUUUGCGAUGCCUCUCAUGUACAGACAGAUGAACAAAAACUUCUCCGGCAAGCUUCAGCGGCUGCUCAGGAGGCUGCAUUGCAGGGACCAGUCUUGCACUCAUGAACACUCAGCAGUGCAGCAAGUGGUGACGUGAAACUCCCUCCACUCCACUCCCCCCGCCCCCUUUCCACCUCCUUGGCCCAGCCAGCACUUAUCUCUCCCCUCUCCUCACUGCGCCACCCCUGCACAACCAGUGUGUGACUGGGCUUCCUCAACUAUCUGGACUGCAUGUGGAGCGUCAUAGCUAACUGUGGAAUUUCCUGUCCCCUUCCAGAGCUUAAUCUGAUCCUUCUCUCUGCAGUGACGGAACAGAUCAAGGAAAUAAAAAAAAACAUUUGCUGCUUU
Molecule: messenger RNA, 1663 nt
Organism: Poecilia reticulata (guppy)
Lineage: Eukaryota; Metazoa; Chordata; Actinopteri; Cyprinodontiformes; Poeciliidae
Gene: gpr146
Product: G protein-coupled receptor 146
Biological process (GO): G protein-coupled receptor signaling pathway
Cellular component (GO): membrane
Molecular function (GO): G protein-coupled receptor activity
Source: RefSeq, a predicted model, not a curated record